AUGGCUGGUUCGGCUCGGCGCAUGGCCAGCUUUUUGUUUUUAUUGCUGGUUCUACGCUUAAUAGAUACAGCAGAAGUUUCAGUACGCAUUGGCGCAAUUCUCUCCGACCAGGAUGAGGCUCACAUCGAGAAGGCGCUCACCCAGCUGGCUAGGGUCUUCAAUAAACGCGAAAUCCCUGAAUUUUCGGAUUAUUCUAUUGGUCAGAUGAGCGUGCUACUGGUCCCUAUUAGCGAUGUGGAGGUUUUGAGAACAGAAUUCGAUCGUCUCUAUGCCGCCGGUCUGGACGUGAUCAUCGGCCCGGCUGAUCCGUGGUUGAGCAUGGUUCUGGAGGGGCUUUGCGCUGAGCGGAAGAUGUUUUACAUCAGAAGGGCACCGCAUUGCGAUUUUGUGCAACCGACGGCCAAUACAACGUUUCCUUUGACAGAUUCCUUCGAUAAUGAGCUUCUCACUCUUUUGUUGGAAAAAUGGAAAUGGACCCAAUAUACCGUCAUUUUCUCGCCGGAUACACCGCCUUGCCACCUCCAUGAAAUCAUCCACACCCGCCCUAAUGUUUUCCCCGACUUCCUUGAAAUCAAGGAAAACACCCAGGAAGAAUUUAUGAUGGCCGCCAAUAAGCUGAGGGACCUUUGCGAUCGAAAAUCCUGCUGGAACCAAGUGAAUCGGGUGCUCAUUCUUAUGGACGCGCGGGAUUCGCUCGAGUUUUUGGAUAUGAGCUUGAAGCUCGGGUUGAUAAAUUCGAUCAAUUGGUUUUUGCUGUUUUCCUUGGAUAGCCUUUACGAUCAUAUGGAGCCGUAUUCACACAAUAAAAUGAGAAUUUCCUUGGUGAUGCCAAGAAAUUUACUGGCAGUUACGAAGGAGCGAAAAACCAAAGAAAAUUCUACCGCCCUUAAUUUGCCCGUCAACGCCUCAAUAAUCGAAAUUUGGGAGCUCGGCAUUCAUGGAUUGCCGAUACAUACUGGAACUUGGAAUGGCACCCAACGAAAACUUCAGAUGCAAGCCAAUUCCAUACCCUAUACCCAUGAACAUGCGAUCCAACAAUUAAAAUCGAUGCGAGUUCUAAAGGUGACUACCAUAGCUGAAAAACCAUACGUCAUGGAAAAAGUACUUCCAAGCGGAGAGGUGGUUUACGUUGGCUUCUGCGUUGACCUAUUAAAGCGUUUGGCGGCAAAUCUGAACUUUGAGUUCGAGUUGAGCGUGGUGGCUGAUGGAAAAUAUGGAGAACCAUCGAAGCAAAAUGCGUCACAUUGGGAUGGGAUGAUUGGGGAGAUAUUGUCAGGGGAAGCAGACAUGGCCGUGGCGCCGAUAACCGUUACAGCAUUGAGAUUGGAGGUCGUCGACUUCACUGACCCAUUCCUGCAGCUCGGAAUUUCGAUGUUGAUGCGCAAGCCGGAUCAGAAAAUGAGCGCUCCGAUUACGUCAUUUUUAUUGCCGUUGACUUCUAGAGCCUGGUCCAUCGCCCUGGUCGCCGGCCUCCUCACUACCAUGAUUCUGACUUUUGUCAGCAAUGUCACCGGCGAGGAGAAGAAUGAGCACGGCUUCUCUCUUACUAACGCUGUUUGGUUCCUUGCUUGUAUUCUUUUACGAGCUUCAUCGGGGUAUGGAUGCGCGACGUUUGCCUCGAAGAUCGUUAGCACGACCUGGUGGCUCUUCACGCUCGUCCUCAUCGCCCAGUAUACCGCUAAUUUUGCGGCCGUUCUAACGGUAGAACGCAAAAGUAUGCCGUUUAACUCCUUCGAGGACCUGAGCAAUCAAUCGGAAUAUACAUUUGGAGCGAUUUUUGGCGGAUCUACGGCCCAAUUUUUCAAAUAUUCGCGGAUCGAAACCUUUGAGAAAAUCUGGCAGAAAAUGGCGGCAAACGGGAAUGCUAGUUUUGUGCAGAAAAAUGAUGAGGGUGUGAAUAGGACGUUGGAGCAAAAAUACGUUUUUCUGAUGGAAUCCACCUCCCUGGAAUACCGAGUAGCUCAGAAUUGUAAUCUCACAAAAGUUGGCAAUGUUGUGCUCGGCUCAAAUGGGUAUAGCAUCGCAUUACCUAAAGGUUCCAAAUGGCGUGAAAAAUUAACCCGUCAAAUUCUGGAUUUCAACGAAAAGGGGAUAAUCAUGAUGCUGAAGAAGAAGUGGUGGGCGACGACCGAUGAAAACAAAUGCGAAGAAGGCAGUCAGAUGGUUGGACAGCCGCUAGGCUUGGAUCAUAUGGGAGGGCUAUUCUUACUGCUCUUCCUCGGUCUCCUCGCCGGCCUUCUAGUGGCCAUCGUUGAAAAAGCGUUGUAUAGAUUCUACUUUUCGACCGGCACCCUGGAAGACGCG
Molecule: messenger RNA, 2304 nt
Organism: Mesorhabditis spiculigera
Lineage: Eukaryota; Metazoa; Nematoda; Chromadorea; Rhabditida; Rhabditidae
Source: the annotation of a GenBank genome assembly